Messenger RNA from Galleria mellonella (greater wax moth), 303 nucleotides. RefSeq lists its product as uncharacterized. The transcript has a single exon. The record is from RefSeq and is a predicted model, not a curated record. The coding region runs from base 1 to 303 and encodes 100 amino acids. Lineage: Eukaryota; Metazoa; Arthropoda; Insecta; Lepidoptera; Pyralidae. Gene Ontology annotation, molecular function: nucleic acid binding; zinc ion binding.
AUGGCUCGGGUUCAGACAUUAGAACCGAGGCCCAUGCGGUGCUACCGCUGCUUGCUCUCUGGGCACGUAGCGCAGUGGUGCACCGCCAGUGUGGACACCAGCGGGGGCGUGUUGUGCUUCCGCUGCGGAAAAGCGGGCCAUAAAUCCGCUCAGUGUACUGCGCAGUCGCCAGCUUGCGGUUUCUGCGCCGCGGAAGGUCGAAAAUCCGACCACAGAGUAGGCAGCACAGCAAAGUGCCGUCCACGGAAGGCUCGAGCUCCGGCGCGAGAUAGCCGUGUAGGCGGCGAGGCGAUGGAUACCUAG